AUGUCGCAACCAAUCCUCUCUAUCCAGUCCGGCGACUCUAGCAAGAGCAAGGCAGUGGCUAACCUGCUGCCUUGUCGAAUCCAUCACGAUGGCCCGAUUGGCGAGGUUGAGUCCUCCUUUUGGAAACCCACCAAGACAGAUGAUGGAAAGAAUGUAGCAUACUUUCGCGGCAGGAAACUCCACGGAACGACUGUCAAGCUGCCUGGGCAGUACAGAGGAGUGGUGAUGGAGAAGAGCGACAAGGUCGAGAACAGGCAGUCCGAAGUCGAGGAAGAGGUUGAAGAGGAGGAGCCGCUAGUAGAAGUGGGUGCCAUGGACGUCAAGGCCGAGUUUGACGAGAUGGUCAUCUGGGGACACGAGGCCAGCGCCGAGGCUGCGUCGGAUCCGUACGUCAGGAGUAUCGAGGAGUGGCUCACGGUGGCGGACCAGGUUGGUGGCGCAACACCAAGAACAACAACAAUGGCUGCUUCAAGCGAUGCCGGCUUCUUGAUGUCGGACGCCCCGUCCCGCGCGGCGGGUACCCCUAGACGCCAGUUCAUGCCCAGCUCCUCUGCCGGCAGGCCACGAGUGCCCCCUUCCGAGAGCAUGGGCGCUCCCAGCGACGACGAGGCCGAGGGCUUCGCUGACGACCAGGUCCCACGCGGCUCAAGGAUACAGGACGCCUCAAACGUUCCCAAGGUCGAAGACAGGAUUGGCCUACUGGUCCAGGAGCACUUUGAAGAGUUCAUCGAGCAAUUUGUUGAGGACUUCACCUCCUCUGCCCCAACGUCCAGCGCCGUCACCACGGACAAAUACUAUGUCGCCCAGAUCCACGGCAUGCGGGCGCUCCAGCUCUCUACCUUCUACGUUGACUGGAAGCACCUGGAGUCCUGGAAUAAAGGAGAAUUGGCCGACGGUGUCCUCCGUGGAUACUACCGCUUCCUCCCAUUCCUCACCGCUGCUUUACACAACAUGAUCGCCAAGUACGAACCGCAAUACUUCAAGGAGCACAGGCAGCCAACCUCCUCAAGUAACCAAGCCACCUCUGCCGCCAGCAACAUGGGCUCCGCUAGCCAGUCGGAAAUGGGAUCCAAGACGACCAACCAGCAGACGGACAAGCUUUUCAAUAUCGCUUUCUACAAUAUGCCCCUUAUCUCGAGAGUGCGCAGUCUCAGAGCGACGAAUAUCGGCCAACUUCUGUCCAUCUCCGGUACGGUCACGCGAACAUCCGAGGUUCGUCCUGAGUUGUCGCUCGCAACCUUUGUCUGCGAGGCGUGCAGAUCGGUUGUGCCAAAUGUCGAGCAGACCUUCAGAUACACGGAGCCCACGCAAUGCCCCAACUCAACAUGCCAGAACCGCCAAGCAUGGCGAUUGGACAUUAGGCACAGCACAUUUGUCGACUGGCAGAAGGUGCGCAUUCAGGAGAACAGCUCUGAGAUCCCCACGGGAAGCAUGCCUCGUACGAUGGACGUCAUUCUGCGUGGUGAGAUUGUUGACCGGGCCAAGGCCGGUGAGAAGUGCAUCUUCACGGGUGCGCUCAUCGUCGUGCCAGACGUCAGCCAGCUUGGCCUGCCGGGCUUGAAGCCAACUGCAAUCAGAGAUGACAAGCCUGCCGACGUUGGGGGUUCUGGUGUGACUGGUCUGAAGGCUCUUGGUGUGCGCGACCUUUCCUACCGCAUGGCCUUCCUGGCGUGCAUGGUCGUCCCAGAUACCUCAUCAUCUGGUCAGUCCGCCAGCGGCCAGGUUCAAGACGUCAUUAGCUCGUUGACCUCAGGGAAGUCCGACGAGACUGCCGAGUCAGUGGAGGCUGCUCAGGCGGCUGUUCUCGCUUCCAUGAAUGAGUCCGAGAUCAACGAGCUGCGUACAAUGGUGCACAGCGAUCACAUUUACUCCCGCCUGGUGCAAUCAAUGGCGCCCACAGUCUAUGGUCACGAAGUCGUCAAGAAGGGCUUGCUUCUACAGCUCAUGUCUGGUGUGCACAAGACCACUGCUGAAGGCAUGGAACUGAGAGGUGACAUCAACAUCUGCAUCGUUGGUGACCCGUCUACCUCCAAGUCUCAGUUCCUGAAGUACAUCUGUUCUUUUGCGCCUCGCGCUGUCUACACAAGUGGUAAGGCUUCUUCCGCUGCCGGUUUGACGGCUGCUGUCGUCAAGGAUGAGGAGACAGGUGACUUCACCAUCGAGGCUGGUGCUCUUAUGCUGGCAGACAACGGAAUUUGUGCCAUCGAUGAGUUCGACAAGAUGGAUAUUGCCGAUCAAGUUGCCAUCCACGAAGCUAUGGAACAGCAGACCAUCUCUAUCGCCAAGGCAGGCAUUCAAGCCACCCUCAACGCCCGCACCUCUAUUCUCGCCGCUGCCAACCCCGUAGGUGGUCGCUACAACCGCAAGACCACUCUCCGCGCCAACAUCAACAUGAGCGCCCCGAUCAUGUCCCGUUUCGAUUUGUUCUUUGUUGUUCUCGACGAGUGCAAUGACUCCGUCGACCGCCACCUUGCGGAGCACAUUGUCGGGCUUCACCAGCUCCGUGAUGAGGCCAUCGAGCCCGAAUUCAGCACCGAGCAACUCCAAAGAUACAUCCGUUUCGCGCGCACAUUCCGUCCGGAGUUCACCGCCGAGGCCAAGGAGGUUCUCGUCGAAAGGUACAAGGAGCUCCGCGCCGACGACGCGCAGGGCGGAAUCGGCAAGAACUCGUAUCGUAUCACCGUCCGUCAGCUCGAGAGUAUGAUUCGUCUGUCCGAGGCCAUCGCCAAGACCAACUGUGUCGAGGAAAUCUCACCCCCGAUGGUCAACGAGGCGUUCAACCUUCUCAGGCAAAGUAUCAUUUCUGUCGAGCACGAUGAUGUCGAGGUUGAUGAUGAAGAGCCCGAGGACAGCGCUACCCUGCGUCGCGCGGCAUCCGAGGCCGCUGGUCAGCCCGUCGAGGAUGACACUGCCAUGGUUGUCGACGAGGCCGCGCCCGCUCGACCUAAGCAGACCAUCACGUACGAGAAGUACGUCAGCAUGGUCAACCUGUUUCUGCAGCAUGUCGUCGAGGAUGAGAACGAAGGUGGUGAGGGUGUUGAGGGCGAGCAGCUUGUCGAAUGGUACCUUGAGCAGAAGGAGGACGAGCUCCAGGGCGAGGAGGAUUACCACCAGGAGAAGACGCUGGCCAACAUGGUGCUCAAGAAGAUGGUGAAGAACAACUUCCUCAUGGCCAUCCGCGGCGAAGGCUUGAUGGACGAAGAUGGCAACGCUGGCGAAGGCGCAUCUGCUGCUGCGGCGAAGAUUGUCUACGUUGUCCACCCCAACGCCGCUGUCGAGGAGAUUUGA
Molecule: messenger RNA, 3288 nt
Organism: Colletotrichum gloeosporioides
Lineage: Eukaryota; Fungi; Ascomycota; Sordariomycetes; Glomerellales; Glomerellaceae
Product: DNA replication licensing factor mcm6
Exons: 5
Coding region: 1-3288 (1095 amino acids)
Biological process (GO): mitotic DNA replication; DNA replication initiation; RNA catabolic process
Cellular component (GO): nucleus; ribonuclease H2 complex; MCM complex
Molecular function (GO): single-stranded 3'-5' DNA helicase activity; ATP binding; single-stranded DNA binding
Source: RefSeq, a predicted model, not a curated record